Messenger RNA from Bactrocera oleae (olive fruit fly), 1984 nucleotides. RefSeq names its product islet cell autoantigen 1-like protein (gene ICA69). Gene Ontology annotation, cellular component: Golgi apparatus. The record is from RefSeq and is a predicted model, not a curated record. Gene Ontology annotation, biological process: regulation of transport. NCBI's taxonomy places the organism in Eukaryota, Metazoa, Arthropoda, Insecta, Diptera, Tephritidae. Gene Ontology annotation, molecular function: protein domain specific binding.
UUUAUUGCAAAUAUUCUAAAGAAUAAUAAUAUAUAAAAUAAUAAUGUCCAAAUAUGGUAUCACUUGUGAUUUUGAUUUUAAUUGAUUAACACGCAGGCGCCGUUGAAAUAGUUUCAUUCAAUGACAGCCAAUCAGCGAAAUUUCACAUCGACGAAGAAAGUAUAUUUUUUUGCUAAAAUUCAAACGCUAUGCUGCAUCAUCAAUUUUGGAUAACAAAAAAAACGGUGCAGCGUAAACUUGGCACCAAGGAAGAUGCACACAUUAUCUCAUCUGAUGCCGAUCUCGACGCAAAAAUUGAGGUGUACAAGUCGAUAGCAAGCACCAGCUUCGAAUUGGGAAAAAUCAUUGACCAGCUGCAAGAAAGAUUGUGCAUAUUGUCACAGGAAGAGUGUGUUUUCGGGCGAUUCCUUAAAGAAGCCGGAAAACGUAGCAAAACCACUGGCCAAAGCAUAACAAAUACGGGCAAAGCAGUGUCAUACAGUGGGCAACAGCGUAUGUGUGUGCGCGUGCCAUUGUUAAGACUGCAUCAUGAAGUGGAAGUAUUUCGCAGUAGAGCCGUUUGCGAUACACAGGCGACACUACAGAUAAUGGAGAAAGAACGCACUGAAUAUCGUGCUGCGCUUUCGUGGAUGAAGUCAGCCAGCACGGAAUUGGAUCCGGACACGGGUAAAGGUCUAGACAAGUUUCGCACAGCACAGACGCAUGUGCGCACGGCCAAGCGUAAUUUCGAUAGUCUCUCGAUGGAUUCCAUACAAAAAAUUGAUUUGCUGGCCGCAGCUAGAUGCAAUAUGUAUUCACACGCAUUGGUUUCAUACAUGAGCGAAUUAAAGGAGUUUGCACAAAAGACGUCCAGCACAUUCGAAACCAUAUCAAAGUCUUUACUGCAGAAACCCAAAUAUGAUUUUUGUGUGCUCAAGGAGUUGACACAAAACGAAGGCAGUGCCGAUGAGAACAAGAUUGAUGACAUCGUGGCAUUAGAUAAGGACCAAUCAUUGUUUUUUGAAAGUGAAUAUAGUGAUGAGAAGGAUAGUAAAAGUCAAACCCAAGCAAUUAACACUGAUAUAUUGGACACGGCUGCGACGAACGACAAUACGCUUAUUGAACUGACAGCAAAUGUUGGCGAUGAAGAGCUUUUAAUACCAACCGAACCAAAUGACAACAGUAACAUGGUUACACAACAAAGUAUUUGGGCUGGCCUAUGGCCACUUGGUCAAGCCUUAGGUCAUAGCAACAAUAAUAUCAAAUCAAAGACGAAUGAGAAAACUAUUUCGGAUAUAACGCAACAAAAUUUGAACACAAAUGAAAAUACAAUCGCCGAGUCUGUUUCCAAAACAACGAAGUCGACUAAUUGGAUGGAUCUUUUCGCAGAAUUAGAUCCUUUAGCUAAUCCAGAGGCAUUUGAUUUGAAGUUGAGUGGUGGUCGUUUGAAUGCGCAACAAAUUUAAGUUCAUUUAGAUACCACAUUUAAUACUAUUUUGCAUGAAAAUGUAAAUAUGAGAGUAUCUUUGUACAUUGUCACUAGAACGCAAUGACUUCAAAGAUUUUUUAGUGUAUUUUACUUUUUUAAAGAAUAUACAAUUUCUAGAUUAUGUAUAACUUUUGUCAAUAUUUUCAACUGCUUGUUUUUGUUGCAUUCAUUAGCUAUCACCGGAAAGUGUAUGUUCUAAUUUUAAAUUCUCUCAUUUUACAUUUAUAAUAUAUGUGUGUACAUUAAGUUUUAGAUAAUGCGCUAGAAGAAAUAGAUUCAAGUAAAUUUCAAAUUGUAUUGGCUGUCAGUAAGCAGUUAUAUUUUAUUGUAAGCGACAUUAACACAUCACAUUUAACUGGUGUUGCGUUGUCGCCAUUUAAAGUACAAGUAUAAUGCGCCAUUAAUCACAUUACUAUUUCUCUCUAUAUGAUUUAACGUGUGUUUAUUUGAAUUAUAUUACAUAAAAUCCAUUUAAAGGGACAAAUAAAUAAUCAUUAUUGUGUACAUAUGAUUUAA